Messenger RNA from Danaus plexippus (monarch butterfly), 1766 nucleotides. RefSeq names its product Golgi pH regulator (gene GPHR). Gene Ontology annotation, molecular function: voltage-gated monoatomic anion channel activity. The record is from RefSeq and is a predicted model, not a curated record. Gene Ontology annotation, biological process: intracellular pH reduction. NCBI's taxonomy places the organism in Eukaryota, Metazoa, Arthropoda, Insecta, Lepidoptera, Nymphalidae. The transcript has 9 exons. Gene Ontology annotation, cellular component: Golgi cisterna membrane. The coding region runs from base 117 to 1493 and encodes 458 amino acids.
CUAUGACAGAUUUGACUUUUGAGUAUGUUUAGUGAUACGCUAUCCUUCUUCAUGUUUUACCAAUAUUUUACUAAAUUAUGUGAUACUAAGAAAUAAAAGACUGUUGGAAAUACAAAAUGACGUUUUUAGAAGAUACACUCAUAGUGUUAAUAUCACAAGCCAUAUUCUUUAUAGGCGGCUGGAUAUUUUUUGUGAAACAACUUUUUCGUGAUUAUGAAGUCCAUCAUCUACUUGUACAGUUAAUAUUUUCAGUUACAUUUGCUCUCAGUUGUACAAUGUUUGAACUUAUUAUAUUUGAAAUCAUCGGCUAUUUGGAUUCCAGUUCAAGAUAUUUUCACUGGAAUCUUGGUCUCUAUUCCCUCCUGUUCAUGCUGAUAGCACUCAUACCUUUCUAUAUAGCAUAUUUUUGCAUCAGUAAUGUAAGAUUUGUUACCAAAAAUGUAAUAAGACCACUUACUAUGAUGGUUUGGUUUAUAUAUUUGUAUUUCUUCUGGAAGAUAGGAGAUCCAUUUCCAAUAUUAAGUCCAAAACAAGGUAUAUUUUCCAUUGAGCAAGGUGUAUCACGUAUCGGAGUGAUCGGCGUUACUGUUAUGGCCCUAUUAUCUGGUUUCGGUGCAGUAAACUAUCCUUAUACAUCAAUGGCUAUAUUUAUUAGACCAGUAACACAAUCAGAUGUGUUAUCAAUAGAGAAGAAAUUGCUACAAACUAUGGACAUGGUUUUGGUUAAGAAGAAACGCAUAGCUUUAGCAGAGUCUAAUAGUAACCGGAACUAUAUGAAUCAAUCGGUGGAAAACAGAGGAUUUUGGUCCAAUAUUCUGUCAAGUGUCGGAAACAUAGCGAAUCCUUUAAGCCAUAACACUGAAAAUAUAACUCAGCUUCGUAAAGAGAUCUCAGCACUUGAAGAACUUAGUCGACAGUUGUUCUUAGAGGCCCAUGAUGCUCGUAGCAUGAGAGAAAAGAUAGAAUGGUCUAGAACAUUCCAGGGUAGAUACUUCAAUUUCCUUGGUUAUUUCUUCUCUCUGUAUUGCAUAUGGAAGAUAUUUAUUUCGACCAUAAACAUAGUGUUUGAUCGUGUUGGCAAGAAAGAUCCGGUGACGCGUGGCUUAGAACUGGUGGUGCAUUGGCUGGGUCUGAACAUUGAUGUGUCGUUUUGGUCACAACAUGUGUCGUUCAUACUAGUUGGGUGUAUAGUCCUUACUAGCAUACGAGGGUUACUUCUGACUUUGACUAAGUUCUUCUACAAAAUAUCGUCGUCUAAGUCGUCGAACAUCAUAGUGUUAAUACUGGCCCAGAUUAUGGGCAUGUAUUUCUGUUCAUCCGUACUGUUGAUGCGUAUGAACAUGCCUCCCGAGUACAGAAUCAUAAUAACCCAGGUUCUGGGAGACCUUCAGUUCAAUUUCUAUCAUCGUUGGUUCGACGUCAUAUUCCUUGUUAGCGCUCUGACAAGCAUUUUUACUCUGUACUUGGCCCAUAAACAACCGUCUGUCAAUUAAAAUGUUUAUUAUCUCUGUCAUCUCUAUUUUCCAGAUUAAAUAUCUCGUAAUUUGAACUUAUCUGUGGAAUUUAAAGCGAAUGUCAAAUGAUUUUUUUUUAACAUAAGUGUCAAUUUGUGUUGCGUUUAUGUACAUAAGAUUUUCCAGCACAAUAAAAUUGUAAAUAUGUACUGUUUAAUUGUACGUUGCGAGGCAAAGCCGGGCUGAGUCGCUAGUGAAUAAGACUGAUGCAAUCGUAAGAAAUGUAUUUAAUAAAUAGGUAUGUGAAAUAAA